Messenger RNA from Pichia kudriavzevii, 342 nucleotides. RefSeq lists its product as uncharacterized. The record is from RefSeq and is a predicted model, not a curated record. Bases 1 to 342 code for a protein of 113 amino acids. Lineage: Eukaryota; Fungi; Ascomycota; Pichiomycetes; Pichiales; Pichiaceae. The transcript has a single exon.
AUGCCCACUCGAGAAGACUCCGUAUAUUUACCCUCACAAAUCCAUAACCACAAAAUUUUACAGUACUACAAAGAUGUUUCUGAUAUGGUAUUAGGAUCAGCCUGCGGGAUAUUGCAAUUGGAAGGCCUUUACGGCCUGAUUUUCUUUGUUGUUGGCACUAUACUAACUGGAUCUUUGUAUCAGUUUGCAAUGACAACAUUUGGUCGGAAAGGCAAUGAAAAGAUAAGACUAGACGAUUACUAUCAGCACCCUAUAAAGGAAAUCUACCUAGGAGAGCUUGGGCGACAAUUUGCAACGUUUGUGAUGAUGUGGUGCUUAUUAGGGGCAAUAGUUUCCUACUAA